Molecule: messenger RNA, 1099 nt
Organism: Elaeis guineensis (African oil palm)
Lineage: Eukaryota; Viridiplantae; Streptophyta; Magnoliopsida; Arecales; Arecaceae
Product: protein RTE1-HOMOLOG
Biological process (GO): response to ethylene; regulation of ethylene-activated signaling pathway
Cellular component (GO): endoplasmic reticulum; Golgi apparatus
Source: RefSeq, a predicted model, not a curated record
AAAUAUUUUCCCAUUUUCUAACGUUUUUGUACGGUGUUCGAGGCUCCACGCGAGAUUUCGUUGACCCGUCCUCUUCGCGAUUUGCCCUUCUCUGCGGCACCUCCGCCGUCGAUCCGCCCCACCCCGACGUGCUUCUCCGCCGCCGGUUUCCGCCGGCGUGGCCUCCGCUAUCCUACUCUUUCUUCCCUAUGCCAAUCCUAUCGAAAGGAGAGAGACCUUAGGAAGAAAGGGAGGACGGCGCUAUCGGCUAGCAGAAAUCCGUCUCGUUACCAUAAAACCUCUCGUACCCAUCCUAUAGGGCUAUGGAAUCAGAAGCAAUGUUUGCAGAUGAACUGAUGCUGAACAGCAAUGUUCAGCUUGGGCCAGUAGAUCCAAAAAGAGCUCGAUUUCCGUAUUGCAUAGUUUGGACCCCUUUGCCUCUAAUCUCUUGGCUGAUACCUUUCAUCGGCCACAUUGGUAUCUGCAGAGAGGAUGGAGUGAUCUUGGACUUUGCUGGGCCCAACUUUGUUUGUGUCGACCACUUUACCUUUGGAGCAGUAGCCUGUUACUUGCAAAUAAACAGAGAACAGUGUUAUAAGCUGAUUGAGCCUGAUGGAAACAUGACAUGGGAUUAUGCACUCAAGGAAAGCACCCAAGAGUUUCAGCACAGGUCUUACAGCUUGUUUACCUGCAACUGCCACUCCUUUGUUGCAAACAGCCUGAACAGAUUACUUUAUGGUGGUCACGACAAAUGGAAUGUGGUGAACUUGGCGGCCUUGAUUUUUCUGAGGGGUACUUGGGUUAACAAAAGAUCAGUAUUGAGAUCUUAUUUGCCAUUUGUUGUUGUACUCUGCAUUGGACUCAUCUUGGGUGGCUCAAAUUUUUUGAUUGGCUUGUUCAUCUUCGCACUUGCCUUAGUUGGUUGGUUCCUGAUGGGUACCUAUUGUUUCAAGAAUCUUAUCCACUUGUAGAUUUUCAUCAGUUAAUGUAAUCCUCAGGACAACAGUUAUAUUGGAUGUUCAACUUUAGAUGAUAAAUAUCUCGGUUGUGUGAACGCCAUUUUCAGUUUAUAUUGUUCUUGAUUGUCUUGAAUAAGACGGGUACUCUUAUUUCAUUUUUA